GGCGCCCAAAGCAAGCUCCAUCCCUGGAAAAGCCUGCCUGCUCCCACAGCAGCACUUCCCCUACCCCAGCGCCCGUGGGACCCUGAGCCCCUUUCUGGAGUGAGUGGUGGCGCGUCCAGCUCGGACCUGCAAAGUCCCUGCAGAGAACACGUGGGCGGGAGGAGAGCCGAGUGCCAGGGGCUGGACGCCGCAGAGCCCAGAGAAGCGCAGGGGAGAGGGGGGCGGUGCAGAGCCUCAGGCCAGAGGCCAGGUGGGAAUGAGUUCUGCGCGCGGGUCAAAGGGCAGCCGAGGGGCCCUCAGCUGCAGAGGGGGCGCCCACCCCGCCCCGCCCGCGCUGCCCGCGCCACCCUCCCCGCGCUGGGUCCCUCCCCGCCAGCGAACGGGAGAGGAGGGGCGGCGGGACUGCUGCUGGGGCGCCCACACGCCCAUCCCCUCCAGUCCGCAGGCUCAGCGCCCCUACAGAGCCCCAGCCCCGGAUCUCCAGGCCGGUAAGACCUAUCCCUAGAGCCUACCUCCUGUCCCCACCCACCCGAAACCCCAGAGGAAGCGAGGAAGCAAUCGGAGAGAAGUGAGUACGGAGCGAGUUGGAAAGCUUGAGACAGAUGGCGUCGGAGAGGCAGGAAACAAACAGGUGGCCUCUCUGACCAAGCUCUCUCCAGUGUUGAAUCAGUAUUCCCUGGGGAGUCAGACAAACAAGGGGGAGGUGAACAGAAUCCCAAGCCUCAAGAAACACCACUGGGAGACCAGACCUGAGCACCGAAGUGGCCAGGAGGAUUUGGGGAGCAGAAGAAGGCUCCCUGGCUCUGCCACAGCUGGACGUCUGUGAACUCGGCCCUGACAUGUGGGCCGGUCAGGGCCGGCGGCAGGAAGGAGCUCGAUGAGUAUCGGAUGUCCCCAGGCCGAUGCCGACCCCAAGGAAGAGCCCGGGUCUAGGUCCGGGCCCGCGGGCUCCCCAGGGCCGCUCGCCCCGCCUGCCAUCGCCCGCGCUGUUCUGCGCCUGCGGCCUGUGCGCGCUGCUGGCGGGCGUGAACGUGACGCUGGUGGGCGCCUUCGCCUCCUUCCUGCCGGGGCGCAACGCACCGCUCAUCGUGGGCCCCGCGCUGCUGGCGCUGGCACUCGGCUUCUUCGCCGCCUGCUGUGCCUGUAGCCGCCGGGGGCCCGCGCCCCGCGCCCGCUUGGCAGCCUCGGCGGGCCUGGGUCCCGGCGGCCGCGCCGGACCGGUGGCGCUGGAGAUGGAUAGCAGCGAACGCACGGCGCAGGACACCACUGCCGUGCAGCUCAGCCCCGCCGCCUCGGCCGCGUCAUCCGGCCGCUCCAGCCCGGGCCCCGGCCCCGGCCCCGGCCCCGGCCCCGGCCCCGGCCCCGGCCUCUUCGCGCUCAAUGCCCCCGCGCCCUCCGCCGCCUAUGCGCAGCGCCCUGAAGCCGUCCAGCUCAACCUGCCCCGGGAGCGCGUCUCCCCCUAGCGGAGCGCGCCCCCAGCCCUGGCUUUCCUCUCCAUUCAGUGCCAUCUAAGACCAACACCAGGAAUAUUUUCUUUUUUUAUUUUUAUUUUAUUUGUUUAAUAUUGGAUAGAGACAGAGAGAUAUUGAGAGGGAAGGAGAAAAUAGGGGAAGAAACAGAGGGACACCUGCAGCCCUGCUUCACCACUCCUGAAGCUUUCCCCAUACGGGUGGGGACCAGGGGCUUGAACCCAGGUCCUUGCACACUGGAGUGUGUUCCCUUAACCAAGCACAACCACCUGGGCCCCAAUAUUUUCUUUUUUUGUUUUAACAUUUUUAUUUAUUACUGGAUAGAGACAGUAGAGGAAGAUAGAGGAGAGAGGGAGACACCUGUAGGCCUGCUUCACCACUCAUGAAGCUUUCUCCACGCAGGUGGGGACCAGGGGCUUAAACCCAGGUUCUUGUGCACUGUAAUGUGUGUGCUUAGCCAGGUGCUCCACCGCUUGACCCCUAGGAAUAUUUUCAUAAGGACCCGAUGCUGGGCACAAGUGGCCUUAUCUGCCCCAGCUCUGUGAUUUCUACAGGGAGAACUGCAGUGAAGAUGGCGAGGCACACAUACCACAUAUCCCUCCCCAAGGAGCUGGUCCCUGGCCCUUUAGAUGGUGUGGGCUGAGUCCUGCUUAAACAUCACUCUUCAGACUUGAUGAAAACAAGUCCCUAAACCUUAAAACCCUAACACUGGGGAACCCUUCCUGCCUUAACACCAAACCCACCCAUGGCACUGGGAACCCAGAAGUAGCCACUGAGAGCAAGGCCCAUGCUGUCGGGGUGAGAGGAAGAGAAGGCACGGGCUGUCUACUGCCCCUGUACAGUGUAAAAAGUCACCAGCUCACCUGCUCCCUCUCUUUUGUGUCUCCCACCCCCCCUUAUGUCUACCAUAUUUUGAUCCUCCUUGCUGGGAGUGGGGGUGCAUUAUAGCUGGUAUAGUCCAGAAGGCACAGCUGGCUUAAGCACACCUCAUCAUUCUCUGUCUGAGCAAAGCAGGGAGGGUAGUUGAAAUUGGGCCCCAGAAAGGGGGGGAGCAGUGUGGGCUCCACCCACCUUUAAGGUCUUGGUGCCAUUUUCAUUGUGCAUUCCUGCUGUGCCUCCAC
This is a messenger RNA of Erinaceus europaeus (western European hedgehog), 2590 nucleotides long. RefSeq names its product transmembrane protein 275 (gene TMEM275). The transcript has 3 exons. Bases 903 to 1463 code for a protein of 186 amino acids. The record is from RefSeq and is a predicted model, not a curated record. Lineage: Eukaryota; Metazoa; Chordata; Mammalia; Eulipotyphla; Erinaceidae.